This is a messenger RNA of Fomitiporia mediterranea MF3/22, 480 nucleotides long. RefSeq names its product glycopeptide. The record is from RefSeq and is a predicted model, not a curated record. Lineage: Eukaryota; Fungi; Basidiomycota; Agaricomycetes; Hymenochaetales; Hymenochaetaceae. The transcript is spliced from 7 exons. Bases 1 to 480 code for a protein of 159 amino acids.
AUGAAGUUCUCAUUCACUAGCUUGAUCACUUUCUCGUUGCUCGCCGCUUCCGGUGUGCUCGCUGAGACCCACAAGGUCACGUUCGAGAACAAGUGCGGCAAGGGAACUCCUCAAUUGAAGCAGAACGGCAAUACCGUCUCCACGGGCCAGCCCUUCACUUCGAACGGCCCGUUCGAUGCUGCCAUCGCGUUCUUGCAGACGGGCGAAUGUGGUGACAACGGAGAGAGCUGCACUCUCGUCGAAGCUACACUCAAGAACCCGACGACUCCAGGAAGCGGCUCCAGCGCGGACAUUUCUCUCAUUCCUCCGCACAAGUUCAACGUCGCAGCCGGGUUCAGGUACGAGAAUGGCUGUGACGGUAAAGGAAAGGACUGCAAGAAUGCGAAUUGCCCAGAAGCCUUCCGCACUCCGCCCGAGACCGGGAAGCAGGUUGCUUGUCAGGCUGACAACGUCAAUCUCGUCAUCACGUUCUGCGAGUAA